Messenger RNA from Oppia nitens, 6634 nucleotides. Its product is annotated as serine-rich adhesin for platelets-like. NCBI's taxonomy places the organism in Eukaryota, Metazoa, Arthropoda, Arachnida, Sarcoptiformes, Oppiidae. Gene Ontology annotation, biological process: negative regulation of protein kinase activity; protein dephosphorylation. Bases 380 to 6568 code for a protein of 2062 amino acids. The record is from RefSeq and is a predicted model, not a curated record. The transcript has 4 exons. Gene Ontology annotation, molecular function: cation binding; protein serine/threonine phosphatase activity.
GACUGACUGUCUGUUUGUUAAGAGUCGUUACAUUUCAGAGUAAGAGUUGACUGUCUGUCUGUCUGAUUGACUGUUUGUAUGGUUAUGUGUUUCACCUCCUCUUAUACUAGUAGUUCAAACAGUGAUUGUCAACAACGACAACAACAACAUUAUUAGUUAUUAGUAGUGAACCAAAUCAAAGAAGUCAAACAACAAACAACAGAAAAACUUCAACCAAACAAAACAACAGUCCUUUGCUUUUGUGUGAAGAAAUCCAUUGCCAUUGGAAAAGACACGGUGUGUCUGUGUCUGGGGAUUCAUUUGAUUAUUGACUUGUUGUCUAUUGUUUUACUAUAUGAUCACAUCACCGAUUACCUGAUCCAUCACACCAACAGCAACAAUGUCUAACAACACGCCCACCACUACCACCAUCGAUGGUGGCGGCGGAGGCGGUGGUGUCGGUGUCAACGAACAAAUGCUGAACGUAUUCAAGAGUUUCCUACAGACAUAUGUACCGAAACCGGUUGCCGAUCAGCAACAACAGUCAAGAGUGUCUUCCGGAGGAGGUAUUGGUGGCCACCAUCACCAUCAAGACCUAUCCAAAUGUGAUAAUCCAUUGGAAACUGUAGUCUUACGCAAUCGUCAAUCAACUGAUACCUGUCUGUUCUCUGAACAUACCAUCAGUCCCAAUGAUGUCGAACCCGAAGUUUUCGAUUGGAUCUAUUAUAACUUGGACUACAAGAAGUGUCCCUAUCCGUUGGCCUUUGCAUUGGCCUCAAUAGUGUCCCGAAAGUUAGGUUUGGCCGAAACGACCCGAGAAUCUCAAGAGGAGUCGUCGUCAUCAUCAUCAUCGGUGACAGCAAUCAAAAACAUCGAUAACUCUAAGCCAGCUCUCUCAUCAAAUGACUUAUACUCGCAAUCGUUGGAAUACUUAACCGAAUACAUCAAUCUCUGGAAGGAUAAGCCCGAGUUGGCCGUCGAAAUAGCCGAAGAAUAUUCCAAACAGCCGUUCCCACUGUCCAUCUGCGCCAUCAAAAAUACCAGACGAAAGAUGGAGGACAGACAUGUCAUAUUGCAUGACCUGAACAAAGCACUUAAUCUAAAGGUUUCCAAACUAUACAGUUAUUAUGCAAUAUUCGAUGGUCACGCCGGUGUGGACGCGGCCAGCUAUCUGUCCGCUCAUUUGCACCAUAACCUGGUCAAUACACAGGCCUUUGCCGACGGCGAUAUUGUCGGCGCCUUCAAAGAAGCCUUUUCCCUAACCGAUCUAUACUAUUUGGAACGAUCGGCCCGGGAGUCCCGAAAAGCCGGUUCGACCGCCCUGUGCGCCCUAUUGGAAGAUCGGCGCAAACUAUACGUUACCUGGCUGGGCGACUCCCAAGCCUUGCUGGUCAAGGAUGGUCGACCCAUCGACAUAAUGGUACCGCACAAACCCGAACACGACAUCGAACGCAAACGUAUCGAAGAGUUGGGCGGUUUUGUAGCCUAUGUCGACACUUGGCGUGUGAACGGAACGCUAGCCGUUUCCCGGGCUAUCGGCGAUCCCGAACACAAACCGUAUGUAAGCUCGGAACCCGAUGUCGUCGAAUUGGACAUUACCGAUGGGGCCGCCGACUUUCUGAUACUGGCCUGCGAUGGAUUAUGGGAUCAGCUAACCCCAGAAGAAGCGACAACCAUUGUCUACCAAUAUGUCUGCCAGAAUGCCGACCAAAAUACCGAAGAAAUUGCCGAAAAUAUUUCCACAUAUUUAUCGAAAGCGGCCAAAGAUGACGGUUCCAGUGAUAACAUAACAACAAUUGUCAUAUUUUUCAAAGAUGUCGAACAAUUGCGAGCCACACCAUUCGAGCCGUUAUCGCCGCGCGAAAAAUUGGCCACUAAUGGCGACGGUGGUCUGUAUACGGGUAAUGGAUUUCAGUUUAACGAUUCCCAAUACGAACAGAUGAUUAAAAAUAAUGGUAACAACAAUCCGUUUGAUGGCAUUAAUGCAAAUCUAGGCGACAGUGGUAUCAGUUGGUCGACCAAUAAUUCGCAGGACAUGAACACUGCCCGUAUCGACGACUUUGAUCUAACCGGCAGUACUACUACUGACUCGUUUGAAAACAAUUUGAAUAAUAAUAAUAAUUUUAUUAAUAAUGAAUUGUCUAAUGGAGACCAACAACACCUGAACUCUGAUCCCAACUCAAGCCUUAAUAUCAAUCCGUUUACUACUAAUACUAGUAAUAAUAGUAAUACUAUAACUCAUGACGACUCCUACGCCCACUUGGAUUUCAAUGCCAAUACUACUACUACUACUGCUAUUGCAGACAAAGUUGACUUAGAUUUGUUUGAAACUACUUCAGCCAACAAUACUAAUACUAAUAAUACUAAUAAUGACUUAUUGUUAUUAUCGAGAAAUGAUGAGUCAAACAACAGCACCGCCACCAGUGGUCCAAACAUUAUUGGUUCGUCUACUGAGACAUCGCAACAGCAAUCGAUGGCAGCGACGAUUGUUAACAACUUGUCUGACAUUGACUCCUCAGAGUCGUUCAGUAUAUCAAAGUUAUCGGACAUACUAUCGUCAACGUUCGAUACCAUACCUGAGCCAUCAUCCACUGUAGGCAAUCUAAAUAGCAAUCAAUUACACGCCCUUUGUUCGACACCAAUAGUAGUAACAACUGGCGAUUCAUUAGAUCUGAGUUCAAUAACUGGUGAUCCAAAUCUGACAUUUGAUUCGAUGGUUCAUUCUGUACAAGAUUUGAACGACGAUAUACUAGUCGUCCAGUCAUCCAAUGAGUCUCGAGUCUCAACUAAUAGUAGUAGCGAUGACCAGAAAUCAAACAACGAAUCCAAUAACAACAAUAACAACAUCAGUGGUGGUGGUGGUGUGGAUCAAACAGAUUUUAUCAAUCAAUCCAUUAAAACAGACUAUUCGUUUGUGUCGGCUCAAGAGGAACAACAAGAUUUGAGCACCAGUUUCGACAAAAGCGGUUACACGACUGCCUACGAACAGGAUAUUGAAAAAUGUCUCGAAGAACUGGACCAAGAAGAAGAAGAAGAAGGAGACAUAACUCCCGUACAGACGCCGGUCAAGUCGCCCGAUGUUUCACCGACAGAAUUAGAUGAUUUCGUAGUACUCGGCAAUGAUGGUGACGAUGAUAAUGUUGUCGCUGAUAAUCACAUUAAUACCAACUUUAACAACAGCAAUGAUAGCAACAAUCAGGACCUAAACGAUGUCAGUUCGGGUGCCGAAAGUGUCGAUUCGUUUAUCUACGAAAAGAUUAGUUCGGAUAUGCGUGCAAUUACUAACCGAAUUACCAAUGAUGCCGAAAAUGAAUACCAUUAUCAACAACAACAACAACAACAAGAUAUCGAAUCAUUUGAUGCCGAGUUUGUUCAGCAACAACAACAACAACAAAUCGGUGACAAUAAUAAUAAACAGCAAGAAUUUAAUGAUGAGUUGGUUACGGCUGCUGCUGCUGUUGAUGCUGACAAUGAGAUAAUGAUCACCAAACAGGCUCUAAUGGCUGAACAUAUGAGUCCAGAAGCUGAUGAAGUUAUUAGACAAUUAUCUGAGUCGGCGACGACUGAAGAGUUGACAAACGAUUGGACACCGACUGAAGAGUCGACGAACGAUAGGACACCGACUGAGGAAAUACCACAAGAAAUUGGCGCCAAUGAAGCAAUUUCUAUGACCACCACUACUGAAUCUAUUUUACAAGAAGAAGCUGUUGUUGAAAAUCUAGAAAUUGAUUCGGCGUUUGUCAAUAAGUUAGAAGACAUUAACACAAUCGCUGUCGAUGUAGAAGUCGAAGAAGACAACAUAAUACCUAUACAGACACCGAUUAAGUCGCCAAUAGUUUCGCCACAAGAAUUUGAUAAAGUUAUCGAUGAUUUUGAUGAUAAUGAUAACAACAAUCAGACGGAAAACAUACAUAAUGUCAGCUUUGGUACCGAAAGUGUCGAACCGUUUGAUGCCGAGUUUGUUCAGCAACAACAACAACAACAACAAAUUGGUGACAAUAAUAAUAAACAAGAAUUUAAUGAUGAGUUGGUUACUGCUGCCGAUGUUGACGCUGACAAUGAGAUGAUGAUCACCAAACAGGCGCUAAUGGCUGAACAUAUGAGUCCAGAAGAAGCUGAUGAAGUUAUUAGACAAUUAUCGGAGUCGACGACUGAAGAGUCGACGAACGAUUGGACACCUACUGAGGAAAUACCACAAGAAAUUGGCGCUAAUGAAGCAAUUUCUGUGACCAUCACUACUGAAUCUAUUUUACAAGAAGAAGCUGUUGUUGAAAAUCUAGAAAUUGAUUCGGCGUUUGUCAAUAAGUUAGAAGACAUUAACACAAUCGCUGUCGAUGUAGAAGUCGAAGAUGACAACAUAACACCGAUACAGACACCGAUUAAGUCGCCAAUAGUUUCGCCACAAGAAUUUGAUAAAGUUAUCGACGAUCAGACGGAAGACAUACAUAAUGUCAGCUUUGGUACCGAAAGUGUCGAAUCGUUUAUUAUUAAUAAUAACGAAAAGUCUACCGAUAAUAACCAGUCUGAAGAUAUCGGAACAGUUAUCAAUGACAUUGAAAAUGACUACCAUUUUCAUCAACAACAACAGGAUAUCAGUGGUGGUGGUUGUGGUGGUGUAUUGGAUGCCAAGUUUGAUGAACAAGAAAUUGGUGACAAUAAUUUGGUGGUGACUAAACAAGAAUUCAAUGUUGACGAUGAAGACGAGUUGGCUUCUGCUUAUAAUGAGAUGCGAUUAGUCAAAGAGGCACUUAAGGCUGAAGAAGCGAUAAAACAAUUAUCGGCGGCGACGGCUUCGACUGUAGAGGAGACGAUUAAGACUUCGGCUGUGACUGAUUUCAUACAAGAAUUUGGUGGUAACAGUGAAGAAGCAGCAAUUUCUACGAUCAAUGAAGACAACAACAUGUUUUUACAACAACAACAACAACAAGAAGAAGAAUCUGUUGUUGAAAAGCAACCAGAGAUCGAUACUGUAGUUGAAGUAGUCGUUGACAACAUAUCAUUACCGUCGUUACAGAUGCCCGACAUGUAUACUAUUACUACUACUACUACUACUGAAGUAUCACCACAAGAAUCUACUCCCAAUGUUGAGCCACAAGAAGCUCCUGUUGUUGUUGUUGUUGAUGAUGUUGUCGUCGCUGAAAAACCAGAAAUUGAAGCUAUCAUUAAAGCCGAAGACAUCAUUGUUCCACAUAUAGCUCCUGUAGUCGAAAAAGUAGCCAACAAAACAUCUGCGGCGUCGGCGGCACCGGUAGCCAGCAAAACGGUACCAUCAUCGAAAGCACCAGUAGCUGGUUCUAAGCCAUCGGCAAAAACCACUGCCACUUCUCGUACCGCCACCACAUCCAGUCGUACCGCUACUACUACUGCUACCAGUAAAACGUCUACAAGUCGUCUGAUGACAAAUGGUACGAAACCUUCGGCCACAAGUACUACUACUACUACUAGCAGAUCCACUUUGACGACUAAUGCACAGAAAUCUUCUAAACCGUUGACCACCGCUACGGCAAAGGCUGACCCGAAACCGGCUGCCAAACCAUUGUCGUCGUCGACUACUAGAUCUGCUGUCACAUCAAAGGUUACGCCUGUUAAUGGCACGCGAACUGCUGCUUCUAAACCAACUUCAGCAACAGCAACGACACGGCCAGCGACCACAUCGACGAGUAGAGUUGGACUUAAAACGACACCGUCGACUACCGCUUCGGCUAAACCGACAUCGGCGAAACCUACCACUACAUCGACUGUUCAAAGUAGAGUUGGCCUUAAAUCUGCCGCUGCAGCGCCUAAACCGGCUUCAGCGAGACCUACGACCACAACCACAUCGACUAAUCAAAGUACUGUUGGCCUCAAAUCAUCGGCGGCUGCAACCAAAGCUAGACCAGCUGUUGGCACAGUUACUCGCAAGCCGUUAUCGACAACAACUACUGCGACCGCAAAGAGUACCACCACUGAUAAGCCGGCCACCAAAGCGACGGCAUCGGCUGCCACUCGAACUGGUAGUACAGCUGCGGCCGCAAGAUUGACUUCCGCUAGUCGUCUCAACACUACAACUACUGGACGAACUGCUACAUCGACUACAAGUAGAACUACCGGUUCGGCUACCGCUAGAACUACCAGUAGUACUCUCUCAUCGACCAACAGAUCUGCAACAACGACAACACACUCGAAAGUCGGAGUCAAGCCGUCACCGAAGUCAACCGCCACCACCACCACCACUGCGAACAACAAGCCAACAGCUGUUCCCAAGACAAAUGGUCAUUCGACUCCAACUGCUGUAACCCCCACCACCAACACCACCACUACUACUACCAAACCGGUUACGCCUAAACAUACGAAUCGUCUGAAAGUUGAAAACUCGUUGCAACAGGAGAUGGAAGACGCCCUCAAUUUGCAAUCAAACGAAGCAAAAGUGAUGUCUAUGUCGAUGACUAUGACCACUACCGGUACUAUCGGUACGACUCCCGCCGCCGACUCGGAGACCAUCAACAACUUUUUGAACAGUUCGCAAACAUUUGAUUCAUUGAUAGCUCCAGUAGUCGUCAACAACAACAACAACAAUAUAAACACUGAUUCUUCCGAUGCAAACAAUUGAUUAUUAAAAAAAAGAGUUUUUAUAUAAAUAUAUAUUUUUUUGUUUUUGAUUUAUUAUUAUUAUUAU